AUGGCAGAGAGCAUCACCUUCAAGAACAAGCUCCGCCAUGCCCUUCCCGACGAUAUCAGGGUUGUGUUUGAAACCGACGAAGAUUACAAAGCCAUGAUUGCCACUUGGAAUAUUCGCUCACGACAUCGACCACUCGUCAUUGUGCAACUUGGAGUCAAUCACCUCGCCAUUCGCGGCGGUGGCCAUUCCUUUGAAGGAUUAAGCCUGGGUGGAAGUGAUGGUGCCUUGGUCCUUGAUAUGAUUCUCAUGAAUAAGAUUGAAUCAAACCCAGGAAAGAAUGAACCGAUUGCGGAGGGUGGGGCAAUAUUAGGUGAUAUUAGUCUCCAUGCAUUCAAGAAUGGAGGGAAAAUGAUCCCCAUGGGCACCUGUCCAUCUGUUGGUAUUGCGGGACAAGUGCAGUGUGGUGGUUUUGGGUUCCAUACUCGCACACAUGGCCUACUUGUGGACAGAGCUCUUGCAUUUGAAGUUGUCACAGCAGAUGGAGCUAUCCGCCAAGUCAAUAAAAAGGAGCACGCUGAUUUAUUCUAUGCUCUUCGUGGGUCUGGAUCAGGCUCAUUUGGUGUCAUUACUUCUGUGACGCUUAGAACAAACAAUGCCCCAGGUGCAACAGCUAACUUUUCAAUUCGCUGGGAUCUUGAUUCAUCGGAUGUUCCUGAUAUACUUAAAGCUGUUCACCAUGCAUGUCUCAAAGCUCCUCCUGGCAUAAAUCCAAUGAUCAUUAUCUGGCUAGGUGUUCUCGAAGUAUACGGCACAAUCCUGGCAGAAUCAGAUGUUGAGAGAGAUGAGAGCUGGAGGUCAUUCUCAUCUCUGCUACCCAGAGCUCGCAGCUUACGCAUGAAGCCACUAUCCUUCAUUGAUUCGUUGAUUGAGAUCUCGAGCCUUCAGACUUCAGCGCCGUGGUAUCAAGAUUUAGACCAAGUACACCGCGAAGGAGAGGAACAUCUCCGAUAUAUGAAAAUAAAAGCUGGUUUCAUACCCGGUGCGCUUGACGACUCAUUCUUGCAUACUCUGGGCGAUUUCCUCAUGACACAGCCUACCACGGGGGUUCGCGUACAGUUGCUAGCCCUGAAUCCUGAGAUUGAGCCUGAUCCAGACACUUCUUCAGUGAAGGCUCGUCAUUGCGCCUGGCUCAUGGGCAUGUCGGUGUACUUGCAAGCCCAGGAAUAUGGUCAAGAGGGGCUGUGGAUUGAAGCUGCCGAGCGCCUACCAUGGUUGACCAAAGCUUACGAGCUGUUCUAUCCCCACACGGUUGGAGGGUACCUUGGCGAUGACGACCUAGAAGAGGGACAGAACGGACGGAGCAUGAUGGAGAGCUUUUAUGGGCAUCAUUUGCCUCGACUUUCUGCUAUCAAGGAGAAGUAUGAUCCACAAAAUUUAUUUCAUCACCCAUUGAGCAUCCCAGUGUUGAGGGAUUAG
This is a messenger RNA of Aspergillus clavatus NRRL 1, 1416 nucleotides long. RefSeq names its product FAD-binding oxidoreductase. NCBI's taxonomy places the organism in Eukaryota, Fungi, Ascomycota, Eurotiomycetes, Eurotiales, Aspergillaceae. Gene Ontology annotation, molecular function: oxidoreductase activity; FAD binding. The record is from RefSeq and is a predicted model, not a curated record. The transcript has 2 exons. The coding region runs from base 1 to 1416 and encodes 471 amino acids.